Vespa crabro (European hornet) is the source of this 4304-nucleotide messenger RNA. RefSeq names its product moesin/ezrin/radixin homolog 1 (gene Moe). NCBI's taxonomy places the organism in Eukaryota, Metazoa, Arthropoda, Insecta, Hymenoptera, Vespidae. Gene Ontology annotation, biological process: positive regulation of early endosome to late endosome transport; positive regulation of protein localization to early endosome; regulation of cell shape. Bases 274 to 2052 code for a protein of 592 amino acids. The record is from RefSeq and is a predicted model, not a curated record. Gene Ontology annotation, molecular function: cell adhesion molecule binding; actin binding. The transcript has 12 exons. Gene Ontology annotation, cellular component: plasma membrane; cytoskeleton; microvillus.
UGGAUUGCCCCACCCCAUCGCGUGGUGAUCGGCGGGCGGGCGGCGGCCAUAUUAUUAGUGAGGUGUCAGUAUUUUCUCAACGUGACGGGAUUUUUGGGUGUGGAUCGCACAAUUUCCCGUCGUUCCUUGGUAGCGUGCAUUAGUGCAAGUGUAAGUGCGACCGGUCCACCGUGAAUGUGUGGUACACGUGUCAAAGGAACACCCUCUGACAUAGAGAAAACAAAUUAAAAACUUUAUUUUCUCGUCCUGUAAGAAGAAAAACACAAAAUCACCAUGCCGAAGUCGAUGAACGUCAGGGUGACGACGAUGGACGCCGAGCUGGAGUUUGCCAUCCAGCAGACGACCACCGGCAAGCAGCUUUUUGAUCAAGUUGUUAAGACAAUUGGUCUCCGUGAAGUUUGGUUUUUUGGCCUUCAGUACACUGACAAUAAGGGUGAUCUAACGUGGAUCAAAUUGUACAAAAAGCGUGGACUUCCGUUCUUGUCUAGGGUGGUACCGUGCGGUCUUCGAAAGAUCUUCCACGUGAUGAACCAGGAGGUCAAAAAGGAGACCCCAUUGCAGUUCAAGUUUCGUGCGAAAUUUUAUCCCGAAGACGUUGCGGAGGAAUUAAUACAGGAUAUUACGCUUCGUCUUUUUUAUCUGCAGGUGAAAAAUGCUAUACUCAGUGAUGAAAUUUACUGCCCACCUGAAACAUCGGUAUUGCUUGCAUCUUAUGCGGUUCAAGCUAGACAUGGUGAUUUUCAAAAAGGAACUCACACUGCCGGCUUUUUAGCUAAUGAUCGUUUGUUACCACAAAGAGUUGUUGAUCAACAUAAAAUGAGUAAAGAAGAAUGGGAGAGUUCGAUAACUAAUUGGUGGCAAGAACAUCGUGGUAUGUUAAGAGAAGAUGCUAUGAUGGAAUAUUUGAAGAUUGCUCAGGACUUAGAAAUGUAUGGAGUUAAUUAUUUCGAAAUUCGUAAUAAAAAAGGAACAGAAUUAUGGUUGGGCGUCGAUGCUUUAGGUUUGAAUAUUUAUGAAAAGGAUGAUAAACUUACACCUAAGAUCGGUUUUCCAUGGUCCGAAAUAAGAAAUAUUUCUUUCAAUGAAAAGAAAUUUAUUAUUAAACCGAUAGAUAAGAAAGCACCAGACUUCAUUUUCUUCGCUACAAGAGUCAAGAUUAAUAAAAGAAUUUUGGCACUUUGUAUGGGCAAUCAUGAAUUAUAUAUGCGUAGACGUAAACCGGAUACCAUUGAUGUUCAGCAAAUGAAGGCUCAAGCCAGAGAAGAAAAAAUCGCGAAGCAACAGCAAAGGGAAAAAUUGCAAUUAGAAAUUGCAGCGAGAGAACGUGCAGAAAAGAAACAACAGGAGUACGAGGAAAGGCUAAGAAAUAUGGCUGAGGAAAUGGAUAGGCGACAGGCAGAAUUAAACGAAGCUCAGGAAAUGAUAAGACGUUUGGAAGAACAAUUGAAACAAUUGCAGGCUGCGAAGGAAGAAUUAGAAGAUCGUCAAAAGGAAUUAACGGCAAUGAUGGAAAAAUUAGAACUUUCUCAUGAAAUGGAAGCCGCAGAACGUGCUAAGUUAGAACAAGAGAUUAGAGCUAAGCAAGAGGAGGUACAACGUAUACAGUCCGAAGUAGAAGCUAAAGAUGCAGAAGCUAGGAGAUUACAGGAGGAGUUUGAAGCUGCCAAUAGACUCAGGCAAGAGGAAGCUGAUCGAGCUUUUCAAGCUAAUACAACUCCUCAUCAUCAUCAUGUCGAAGAAAAUGAAGAGGGAGAGGAAGAAGGCGAGGAUGAGAUUCCGAAUUGUGAUGUUACUAAAGAUCUUGCUACGGAUGAAUCAAUAAUUGAUCCAGUCGAAGAGAGACGUACUUUGGCCGAAAGAAAUGAACGUCUUAAUGAUCAAUUGAAGGCAUUGAAGCAAGAUCUUGCACAAUCACGAGACGAAACCAAGGAAACUGUCAUGGAUAAAAUUCAUAGGGAAAAUGUUCGUCAAGGACGUGACAAGUAUAAAACGCUACGUGAAAUUCGCAAGGGCAAUACCAAACGUCGUGUCGAUCAAUUUGAGAAUAUGUAAAAUAUGUGCGUAUAUUUAUCCACACGCUCCCCCCCCCAAACCCCACCCCAAUGCAUUUUUAUUAUCUCAUUUUUUGAAUUUCAUCUAUUCCGUAUCAUUAUACGGAGUAUUAUUAUUGCACAUGAGAAAUAGAGAGAGAAAGAGAGAGAGCGAGAGAGAGAGAGAGAGCGAGAGAGAGAGAGAGAAAGCGAGAGCGAGAGAGAGAGAGAGAGAGAGAGAGAGAGAGAGAGAGAGAGGAUUCAAUGUCCUAGGUAUAUAUCACUAUAUCACUAGAUUUUUAUCGUCAUUCCUUUGAAUUGAAAAUUAUUUUACAAUCGAUAUUAAUUCUUGUGCCACGCAACGUAAUUGAUACAUUUUCUUUUUUUUUCUUUUUUUUUUUUCUUUUUUUUUCCCUUUUUUUUUAUAGCGAUUUAUAUAAUCCUAUCGCAUUGAGACAACACACUAUUAUUCAUUCUCAUCAUCUAUAUCAAACUUAUAGAAUUUGAUUUAUAAACACAUUAUGGCAAUGAAUGCUAAACUCUUGUUCAUGAGUUUAACAAAAGGGACGCGACGAGCGAGAUUUAUUAUAUUACGAAUAUAUCUUCCAAAUAUGCUUCCGUAUAUCAAUUAUGAUUUAAUAUCAAACGCGCUUCAUUCUCCAAAAGUUUUUGUGUAUUGGAGAUAGAUCAUUUGUGUCUUUUCUUCGAUAUCAGAAUUUAUAAUAUUCUCUUUAGUAUAAAUAUUUUUUCUUUUUACUGUUUUCUUUCUUUCUUUCUUUCUAUCUUUCUAUCUUUCUUUCUUUCUUUCUUUCUUUCUUUCUUUCUUUCUUUUUUUUUUCUUUUUUUUAAUCUUGAAAAAAUACGUCUCAUUUUUAUUAGAAUAGUAUAUAUUUGGCAAUAAGCUAUAACUCACUCUCUCCUAAUUAUGUUUAGCUAUUUUCUAUCUUUGUUCUUGUGCUCGCGUUUAUUAUAAUUCUAUCGUCAAGAAUGUGCUAAGAAUAUUAUUAUUAUUAUUAUUAUUAUUAUUAUUAUUAUUAUUAUUAUUAUUAUUAUUAUUAUUAUUAUUUUAUUAUUAUUAUUAUUAUUAAUAUUAUUAAUAUUAUUAUUAAUAUUAUUAAUAUUAUUAUUAUCAUCAUCAUCAUGAUCUAUGUUCCUUAUUAUUUGUGUCAUGGACAACAAAAAUUUUGAACGUUCGUCUUCUUCUUUUUCUUCUCUCAUAUAUAUAUAUAUAUAUAUAUAUAUAUAUAUAUACAUAUAUAUAUAUAUAUAUAUAUAUAUAUAUAUAUAUAUAUGUAUAUAUUUUGUUCUCGUCGUAAGUAUUAUCGUUGACCGGUAAAAAAAAAAAAGAAAAAAUAGAAAAAAAAGACGCUUUCAAAAUGGUGCAGACAUAACAUUUCUUUAACAAUUAUUUUUGUCGUCGCGGUCUUCAUCAAACGUACAGGAUGGAUCAAAAGUUCUUAGAUGAUUUUAAAAAUCAAUUACUCUUUUACGAGACUGUAUAGGUCAAUUUUUUUUCUUCUUUUCUCUCUUUUUUUUUUUUUUUUUUUCUUAGAUUGUAUAAGAAAUCUAGAAAGGCUCAAAAAAGAGUAAUUUAUUAUGAAAAUCUAGUAGGAACAUUUGAUCCAUUCUGUACAUACAUUGUUUAUUCUCCGUCCUUCGUAAGGAUAAUAUUUGAAGAUACACAUACACACACACACACACACACAUACACGCAGAUAGACAGACAUAUCCUCUCCUUAGCAUGUAUAUUACCAUUUGACAAUUGUCAAUGAUAAUGUGGCGUUGUGUAACUAUAUCUAUGAGUCCAACAAGAUAUAAAUAGUUUUAGAUUUGGGACAAGUUCGUAUAUUAAAAAAAAAAAAAAAAAAAAAAAAAAAAAAGAAAAGAAAAUUAAUACUUUUCUCUCUCCGAGGAUUUUUAAAUGAAACCGAAUAUAUCAUCGAAGUUGAUUUGUGUUUCUUUCUUUUUUCUUUUUUUCUCUUUUUUCUUUUUUUUUUCUUUAGGAAGACAUCGACAAUUCUGAUUAGGAAAAAAAAAUGUAUAGAAUUAGAACUGCAAUUAUUUGCAAUAUUUUGGCGAUUGUUGAGAUAAUGAUAUAAUGCGAUGUGAACAAUAGUAAUAACAAUGAAAAAAUUAACAUGCAAAACGUAUCCUUGUUAUAAUUCAAUCAUAUUCCAACGUUACUAAAUAUGUGUGUGAAACGGUUACAAUUUUAUAAUGAGAAAGUGUAACUAUGAACAAUUUAUUGAACGAAGUAAUAUCUUUUUUUACUUA